Molecule: messenger RNA, 1027 nt
Organism: Oryza brachyantha (malo sina)
Lineage: Eukaryota; Viridiplantae; Streptophyta; Magnoliopsida; Poales; Poaceae
Product: protein synthesis inhibitor II-like
Exons: 1
Coding region: 27-824 (265 amino acids)
Biological process (GO): negative regulation of translation
Molecular function (GO): rRNA N-glycosylase activity
Source: RefSeq, a predicted model, not a curated record
UUUUGCUUCACAACGAUCACCCAACCAUGGCGUUGAACCCGCUCUUCACCGUGACGUUCAACGUGAGCAGCAGCGACAACUACGGCGACUUCAUCGCCGGCAUCCGCAACAGGGUGGCCAACCCGAGGCACUUCUCCCGCAACCGCCCGGUCCUCCCGCCGGUGGAGCCCGGCGUCCCGCCGGGGCGCUGGUUCCACGUCGUGCUCCGGACGCAGACCGCGGCGCUGACGCUCGCCACGCGCGCCGACAACCUCUACCUGGAGGGCUUCCGCAGCAGCGACGGCACGUGGUGGGAGCUCACCCGCGGCCUCCUCGGCGCCGGCGCCACCUACGUCGGCUUCGGCGGCUCCUACCGCGACCUCCUCGGCGACACGGACAAGCUCGUCGACGUUGCGCUCGGCCCGCAGCAGAUGACGCUGGCCGUCAACACGCUCGCCGCGCGCACGCCGGCCGACCUCGCCAGCGGCGCGGCGCAGCAGCGCGCCAGGGACGCGGUGGCGGCGCUGCUCCUGAUGGUGCACGAGGCCACGCGGUUCCAGACCGUGUCCAAGCUGGUCGCCGGCUUCAUGCACCCCAAGGCGGCGAGCAAGAGCGGGAAGAUCACCGUCCCGAUCAAGAAGCAGGUGAACGGGUGGCAGGACCUCUCCGCGGCCAUGCUCAGGACGGACGCGCAGCCGCCGGCGAGGUCCACGCCGUUCAGCGACAUGGGUGUCAAGACGGUGGAGGAGGCGGCGGCGACGGUCGGCAUCCUGCUGUUCGUUGAGGUCCCCGGCGGGAUGACGGCGGCGAGGGCGCUCCAGCUGUUCCAUGGGAACUAUAUUUGAUGCAGAUAGAUUUCACAUUUCAGCUUGUUUGAGCCAACAAAAUCGCUUCAGAUUUGAUUGGACUAUUUGUGUGUAUUCAAAAUAAAAUCAAAAACAAAGUUUAUCUAGGUAAAUUGGUUCAUAUGAAUGAUUCAGGCGUAGUACUACUGCUAGCGGGAACAAUAACAUAUCCCGAUUACGAAUGUACAUUCUUCAUACAUAAA